Messenger RNA from Tympanuchus pallidicinctus (lesser prairie-chicken), 2740 nucleotides. RefSeq names its product calcitonin receptor (gene CALCR). The record is from RefSeq and is a predicted model, not a curated record. Bases 237 to 1646 code for a protein of 469 amino acids. The transcript has 13 exons. Gene Ontology annotation, biological process: cell surface receptor signaling pathway; adenylate cyclase-activating G protein-coupled receptor signaling pathway; positive regulation of cytosolic calcium ion concentration. NCBI's taxonomy places the organism in Eukaryota, Metazoa, Chordata, Aves, Galliformes, Phasianidae. Gene Ontology annotation, molecular function: calcitonin receptor activity; amylin receptor activity. Gene Ontology annotation, cellular component: axon; plasma membrane.
CCGGGGUUUGGGGAGGAAGGAGAGAGCGUCGCGGACAAGAGGAGGCGGAUGCUCGCAGAGGUACGGCUCCGCCGGACGGGCACGGCUCUGGGCUGAGCCACAGCUGGACGCGGAGUGCCGGUGCAUCCGAGCACCGAGGGCCGUCUGGGAGCCGGCAGCCGCGGAGCGAGCGGAGAGCGCCGGGAGCACGGGCGCAAAGGAUCAGCUACAACGUGUUUCUGCAGGAAGAUUUCACAAUGAAAAAAACUACCCACAGUUGCUUCUUACUGAUUAUCCUUCUUAUUAGAGUGGUUCCAAGUCUUACUGCUACUGUAAAUUAUACUGAUCCUACAUUAGAGCCUGUAGUAACUGAAAAUUCAGUCAUACGACAGAAGAUAAUAGAUUCGCAGUUCAAAUGCUAUGAGAGGAUGAACAGAGCUCCUCCAUAUAGGAAAAAAGGUCUGUUCUGCAACCGAACAUGGGAUGGCUGGUUGUGCUGGGAUGACACUCCUGCUGGCAGAAUCACUGCUCAGAACUGCCCAGAUUAUUUUCCAGACUUUGACCCAACUGAAAGAGCUUCAAAAUACUGUGAUGAAACUGGAAACUGGUUCCGCCAUCCUGAGAGCAAUCGAACUUGGUCCAACUACACUCUGUGCAACUCAUUCACAUCUGAAAAAUUGAAGAUGGCGUUCAUACUUUAUUAUAUGGCGAUCGUUGGCCAUGCUUUGUCUAUAACAUCCUUGUUGAUUUCCUUGGCAAUUUUCUUCUAUUUCAAGAGUCUAAGUUGUCAAAGGAUAACACUGCAUAAGAAUUUGUUUUUUUCUUACGUGCUGAACUCCAUGUUUACCAUUGCCCACCUCAUCAUCGUUGUUCCUAACCCAGGCCUUGUGAAAAGGGAUCCCGUAAGCUGCAAAGUGCUGCAGUUCUUUCACCAGUACAUGCUGGGCUGCAACUACUUCUGGAUGCUGUGUGAAGGCAUUUACCUGCAUACGCUGAUUGUGGUGGCUGUCUUUGCAGAGGAGCAGCGCUUGCACUGGUACUACCUCUUGGGCUGGGGGUUUCCUUUAGUGCCAGCUUCAAUUCAUGCAGUUGCAAGAGCCAAAUACUUCAAUGACAACUGCUGGAUGAGUGUUGACACUCACUUGCUUUAUAUUGUUCAUGGACCUGUAAUGGCAGCUUUAUUGGUCAAUUUUUUCUUUUUGCUUAACAUUGUCCGAGUUUUGGUGACAAAGCUAAGAGAUACCCACCGUGCUGAGUCCAACAUGUAUAUGAAAGCUGUCAGAGCCACGUUAAUCCUGGUUCCCUUACUAGGAAUUCAGUUUGUUAUUAUACCCUGGAGACCAGAAAACCGACUUGCUGGAGAAAUAUAUGAUUACAUCAUGCAUAUAUUAAUGCAUUACCAGGGCUUGCUUGUGGCGACUAUAUUCUGCUUCUUCAAUGGUGAGGUACAAGGGGCUUUGAAGAGGCAGUGGACACAGUACAAAACCCAGUGGGGCCAAAGGCGUCGAGAGCACUGCUCCACCAGAUCAACCUCCUAUACAGCAACGUCCAUCACAGAGGUCCCUGUCUACCUGUACCAUCAUGACUCCAACAAUGAGCAGCUCAAUGGAAGAUAUGUAGACGACUCUGAACUUGUUGCAUUGAAGUCUGGGGAGACAUCAGCCUAGCUGGGCAGCAGCCACUGCAGACACACCAUUUCAUGUCCUGCUUGUGAACAAAGAGAGUAAAAGAGUGGGGAAUCCAAGUGGAAGAGAGCAAGACUGGGUGACUGGACACAUGGCAUUCAAACCACAUCAGCCUCUGACAGAAGCAGUGCAGGGAAUCUGGCACAGAGGUAGGAAUAGCAGUUUAUGCUUCUGAGCAUGGAUGUGCCUGCCAGGCCAUGUCCUUCCUACACCUCCCACAUCAAGUGAUGAUCCAGCAGCAGCAGUGCCAGGAGUGCACAGCAAAUAGGAAAGAGGGAACUGGUACCUGGCAACUGGAAACAUUCCACACUUUUUGCUGUCAGUACUUUUCUUUAAUAGCAGAUUUUGAACUAUCAACUUUUGCAUGAUGUAACUGUCUUGAGGUCCUUUACUUUUCCCCAUUUAAGGAACCUGGUGACUUCUGAAGAGAUUUUGCACACUGCCACACAAAUCAAGCAGAGGAACAGAAAAACUCUUUCCAAAGUCCUCACAUCUUCAUGAUCUCCAACAAAUACCCCAACGUAUCAUCAUCCCAUUAGCAGGUGCAUAAAACAAAUGAUGAUAAAACUGUAAUUGUAUAUUGAGAUCUCAGAUACCCUCAAAAAACAGCCAAAUCUCUCACAAGUCCUGAAGGAAUCUGAAAAUAAUUUCUUUUCAGCAAUACAGGUAGUUCAAAAGCGUCUAUAGGAAAAAUUGUCACCCAAUUACUCAACCCAGAACUCAUCAUUAAGGCAUGAUUCUUUCAUUCUGAAUAAACUGGGAAAUUUAUUUCAAAAUUUUCUUUAGUAGCCACGCAGAGAGGAAUGCUAAAUGAGUUUGGUUGCCUCUAACAAAUUUAUGAUCAUAGCAGUAAAGGAUCCCUUGUAAGAAAUAAGGAACUAAUGUCAUAGCACACAGAACUGUUUUUACAAUUUGUUUGCUGUUCUGACUCCUUUACCAUUGAAAAUGACAAUUUCAUGUGUGAGUUUGUCACCAGGAAAACAAGGUGAAUGUGCAGUUUGGGAAGUAAUGAGCACCUUUUAUCACACAUUCAAAGCAUUGUUAGAGUCUGUGUGAUCACUGAGGCAGAAAUCAGG